Pollicipes pollicipes is the source of this 1169-nucleotide messenger RNA. RefSeq names its product mitochondrial ribosomal protein L41 (gene mRpL41). Bases 146 to 670 code for a protein of 174 amino acids. Gene Ontology annotation, molecular function: structural constituent of ribosome. The record is from RefSeq and is a predicted model, not a curated record. Gene Ontology annotation, biological process: translation. The transcript is spliced from 4 exons. Gene Ontology annotation, cellular component: mitochondrial large ribosomal subunit. Lineage: Eukaryota; Metazoa; Arthropoda; Thecostraca; Pollicipedomorpha; Pollicipedidae.
GCAGAUAUUUCGAUUGUGAAGUAUUGCAACUUAUUUGGUCCUGGAUUUUGUGAGAAACUGUGGAGAAAAUAUAGCCGUGGGGUAGGUGUGCAGACAUUUUUCAGGUGUGCUGAUUUUCACCAGCAAGAAAAACCUCAAUGUGAAAAUGUUGUCACCUUCUUCCCUUCAACUGGUGAAUUUUCAUCAAUGCAGGGGUCUGCAUACAAGCUUGGCGUUCCUUGGCAAAAGGAAUUUUCGCAAGUUCUUGAUUGGUGCUAAGCGCGGCACUCUGGCUUUCAAGCAAGCCAGAGCUAAGGAAGUCUCAUUUAGAAAGGAGUUUCCCGAUAUAGAUAUACCAGACAACGGCACCCGGCCAAUCGGAGCGCGGCGAGAUGGCGAUAGCAAAUUUGUGAAAAUCCCCGAGAUGAUCCCGGAGCUGGUGGUGCCCGACCUGACCGGAUUCAAGCUGCGGCCGUACGUCUCCUACCGCUGCCCGGAGGUGAUCCAGGCCGAGUUCACGGCGCGCGAUCUCUUCAACGCCGUGUACAGCGGCAAGAUCACGGAUGACUUUGAGCGUGGGACGCUGGACGCGGCCGGCCAGCCGCUGCAGCCGAGCGCCGACGAGGCGCUGACGCCGCACGAGGCGCGACAGAGGGCGCGCGCCGUCAACAGCGACAUCUGGGAAAAGUGACGCCGGCCGGCCGCCGUGCGGUGUGGGCCUCAGGCAAGGUGUCGCUCUUGUGGCUAGGAUAGGGUUGUGUGGUGGCGCGAUGGCGCUUUUGACUGGUGCUCGCUGUGUGACCUGCUGAACUAUUGCGCAAAACGUGUGCGUUGGUGGCCGAUAUAUGUAUAUAUAUAUAUAUAUAUAUAUAUAUAUAUAUAUAUAUAUAUAUAUAUAUAUAUAUACUCGAUGGUCAAAGAAUGCUGCAUGCUGACUGCAAGAAAGUGGAGUACGGAUUGCCCGCAACAGGGCUGUUAUUCUUCCUGUGGGCUCGUGGAAGGAUGAGGAUCGAGAAAAAAUGAACUGAUCGGACCGUGGUGCUCAUUUCUUCCCAGCCUCGUGAGAUGCUGGUUCGUACAAGUGCCGCUCCUUUAGCGGCCUGAUGACUCAUUAAGUGCGUUCUUUCCUUGGGGAUGCAGUGCAGGUGUGGUUUGAAUUCGUCAAACAUACAACUACACUUCUACAGCUA